Molecule: messenger RNA, 3773 nt
Organism: Mangifera indica (mango)
Lineage: Eukaryota; Viridiplantae; Streptophyta; Magnoliopsida; Sapindales; Anacardiaceae
Product: guanylate-binding protein 3-like
Exons: 14
Coding region: 154-3357 (1067 amino acids)
Molecular function (GO): GTP binding; GTPase activity
Source: RefSeq, a predicted model, not a curated record
UUGUCGCUUGACUUCAUACUUUCCCUCUCCAAUUUUAAACCAUCUCUCUUUGUCACUCUCUGAACUAAAAGCGAAAGCGAAGGCAAAGGCAAGAGAACGAAGAAAUCGAAAACAUAAAAUUACGAGGACAAAGAAAAGCAAACAGAUCACAAGAUGAUGAGAUUAUUCGGAAGAGGAAGAGAUUCCGAAAACUCACCGCAGUCUAUUUUCUCGCCGUCACCUUCACAGUCUCCGUCCAUUUCGUCUCCAGUUACCGGUCCGGCAAGGCCGAUCCGACUUGUGUACUGCGAUGAGAAGGGAAAGUUCCGGAUGGAUCCUGAGGCAGUCGCAGCGCUCCAGCUCGUCAAGGAGCCAAUCGGUGUAGUUUCUGUCUGCGGUCGCGCUCGCCAGGGCAAGAGUUUUAUCUUGAAUCAGCUUCUUGGGAGGAGUAGUGGAUUUCAAGUAGCAUCAACACACCGCCCAUGUACGAAAGGCCUAUGGUUAUGGAGUGCACCUUUGAAGAGGACUGCUCUUGAUGGAACUGAGUACAAUCUUUUACUAUUAGAUAGUGAAGGAAUUGAUGCUUAUGAUCAAACGGGGACAUAUAGUACUCAAAUAUUUUCCUUAGCUGUCCUUUUAUCCAGCAUGUUCAUUUACAACCAGAUGGGUGGAAUUGAUGAAGCUGCCCUUGAUCGUCUUUCUCUUGUCACUCAAAUGACAAAACAUAUACGUGUCAGAGCCUCUGGAGGAAGAACGUCAGCUUCUGAACUUGGGCAGUUCUCCCCAAUUUUUGUUUGGCUUCUAAGGGACUUCUAUUUAGAUUUGGUGGAGGACAAUAGGAAAAUAACUCCCCGUGACUACUUAGAGAUUGCUUUACGACCGGUUCAAGGGAGUGGAAAAGAUAUAGCUGCAAAAAAUGAGAUCCGGGAUUCGAUUCGAGCUCUAUUUCCAGAUAGAGAAUGUUACACUCUUGUGAGGCCAUUGAACAAUGAAAAUGACCUCCAGCGACUUGAUCAGAUAUCGUUGGACAAACUAAGACCUGAAUUUAGAGCUGGGCUUGAGGCUUUGACAAAAUUUGUUUUUGAGAGAACAAGGCCCAAGCAACUUGGGGCUACAGUAAUGACAGGUCCAGUUCUUGUGGGUAUCACUGAAUCUUACCUAGAUGCUCUGAAUAAUGGUGCAGUGCCAACAAUAUCCUCCUCAUGGCAGAGUGUUGAAGAAGCUGAGUGUCGUAAAGCAUAUGAUUCUGCUAAAGAGUUUUAUAUGUCUACUUUUGACCGUUCAAAGCCACCUGAAGAAGUUGCUUUAAGGGAAGCACAUGAAGAAGCUGUUCAAAGAUCACUGGCACUAUUUAAUGCUGGUGCUGUAGGAGUUGGUUCAGCUAAAAAGAAAUAUGAGGGCCUUCUCCAGAAAUUUUUCCGGAAGGCAUUUGAGGAUUACAAAAGGAAUGUAUUAAUGGAGGCAGAUAUUCGUUGUUCUAAUGCUGUACAGAGCAUGGAAAGGAGGCUGAGAGCAGCUUGCCAUUCUUCUGAUGCCAAUAUAGAUAAUGUUGUGAAAGUCCUUGAUGCUCUUUUAUGUGAAUAUGAAGCUUCAUGCCAUGGCCCAGCAAAAUGGCAAAAAUUGGCUAUGUUCUUACAGCAAAGUUUGGAAGGUCCAAUUCUUGACCUUGUCAAGAGGCUUACUGAUGAGAUUGGAUCAGAGAAAAGCUCUCUUGUGUUGAAAUGCCGCUCAAUUGAAGAUAAGCUGAGGUUGCUUAACAAGCAACUGGAAGAUAGUCAGAAGUACAAGUCAGAAUAUCUAAAGCGUUAUGAUGAUGCUAUCAAUGACAAGAAGAAGCUCGCUGAUGACUACACUAGCCUUAUAAGUAAUCUGAAAGGUGAAAACAUUUCAUUGAAAGAGAAGUGUUCUAGCUUGUCAAAGACACUGGAUUCUCUGCGGCUUGAGAUUUCAGACUGGAAAAGAAACUAUGAUCAAGUCUUAUCGAAGCAGAAAGCUAAGGAAGAUCAGGCCUCUUCGGAAAUUGAAGUUCUCAAGUCCAGGAGCACUGCUGCUGAAGCAAGGCUGGCUGCUGUUCGGGAACAAGCUAUGUCUUCUCAAGAAGAGGUUGAAGAGUGGAAAAGGAAAUAUGGUGUUGCUGUGAGAGAUUCUAAAGCUGCUUUAGAGAAGGCAGCUAUAGUGCUAGAGCGCACAAACAAGGAAAUGCAACAGAGGGAAGAUGUUCUUAGGGAAGAAUUCUCUAAAAGUUUGGCUGAAAAGGAGGAGGAAAUGAAGGGGAAAACAGCCAAGAUUGAGUAUGCUGAGCAGUGCUUGACAACUUUAAGAUUAGAGUUGAAGGCUGCCGAGUCAAAAAUGAGGAGUUAUGAAGUGGAAAUAUCAUCAUUGAAGCUUGAGGUCAAAGAGUUAAGUGAGAAGUUAGAAGCUGUAAAUUCCAAGGCCCUAUCAUUUGAGAGGGAAGCAAGGAUGAUGGAACAGGAGAAGAUGCAUCUGGAGGAGAAGUAUAAAUCUGAGUUUGAAAGGUUUGAAGAUGUCCAAGAAAGGUGUAAAUUUGCUGAAAAGGAAGCUAAGAAGGCUAAUGAAUUGGCUGAAAAGGAACGAGCUGAAGCAGCUGCUGCUAGAAAGGCCAAAAAUGACUUUGAAAAGUUGGCAAUGGAAAGAUUGGCUGUAAUAGAGAGGGUUCAGAGGCAGAUUGAAAGUGUGGAGAGACAGAAAACUGACUUGACUAAUGAAAUAAAUAGAAUACGUGAAUCAGAGUUGGAGGCCCUCUCCAAAGUGGCACUACUGGAGGCAAGGGUUGAAGAAAGAGAGAAGGAGAUAGAGUCACUGCUGGACUCAAACAAUGAGCAGAGAGCCAGUACAGUCAAAACACUUGAAGAUCUUCUGGAAUCUGAACGUAAAGCCCGUACUGCUUCCAAUGCUAUGGCAGAAAGGCUGUCUCUUGAAGUACAGUCUGCACAAGCUAAAAUUGAUGAACUUCAGCAAGAACUGACUAAAGCUCGACUGAAUGAAACAGCAUUGGAUAGUAAGCUCAGAGCUGUUUCACACGGCAAACGCUUAAGAGCAGAAGACUGUGAAGCGGGAGUUGGAUCUGUCCAAGAUAUGGAAACAGAUGACAAAGUUGUUAGAGCAAAUAAGAGGUCCAGGAGCACAACUAGCCCACUUAAGUACACACAGGCAGAAGAUGGCGGUUCAGUGUUCAAAGGUGACGAGGACAACCUGAGUCAACAAUUGAACCAUGAUGAUUACACCAAGUUUACAAUGCAGAAACUUAAGCAAGAACUCACCAAACAUAAUUUUGGUGCUGAGCUACUUCAGUUGAGGAAUCCCAAUAAGAGGGAGAUCCUUGCUCUUUAUGAGAAAUGUGUUCUUCAGAAGUCGUAACAAUCUUUUAUGUAUAGGAUGGUUGAAUAUAAUUUGCCAGAAAUGUAGAUCAUAGAUGAGUUAAUGUGAAUAGGAGCUCUAAAAAUCAUUUCAGUGUAACCAUGUGUUGCCGUGGUCGCUGCUCGACAGAAAAAGAACUUUUAGGGUGUGAUGUGUGUCUUAUCCAAUGGUGGUGUGUGUAUUUUACGGUGUGAGCAUUCUUGUCAAGGCCUAGCCGCCACAUAUGUUGUUCCUAUUAAAGUCGGGGGCACGGAUUAGAUGGGAAAUUGCACUUUGAAGUAUGAGAAGUUUAUCUCCUUUGGUUUUGUUAAUAAAGAACCCCCGUAGUCCCCGGAAUGAAUGAGCAGAAUAAUUGAUGUCAUGUUUAGAGUCGGAAAUAGUUGUACUCCGCAACAUAAGUAAAGUUUGAUUUGCCA